Cydia pomonella (codling moth) is the source of this 4865-nucleotide messenger RNA. Its product is annotated as SH3 domain-binding protein 5 homolog. Gene Ontology annotation, molecular function: protein kinase inhibitor activity. Gene Ontology annotation, biological process: intracellular signal transduction; negative regulation of protein tyrosine kinase activity. The transcript is spliced from 4 exons. Lineage: Eukaryota; Metazoa; Arthropoda; Insecta; Lepidoptera; Tortricidae. Gene Ontology annotation, cellular component: cytoplasm. Bases 296 to 1798 code for a protein of 500 amino acids. The record is from RefSeq and is a predicted model, not a curated record.
UGUACAUACUGUCAACAUAAGAGACGUAAUUUAAGAAAAAUAUAAAUAAUGGCUUUUACAAGCGUCACCGAUAAUCGCAUGCGAUUUGCGAUCGAUCGAUUGAAUUGCAUGCCAUUUGUUGUAACGUCUGUAGAAGCCUUAAAAAAAUCGGGCGCCAAAAUUUAAAGAUUUUUUUUGACACUUUAGGUACCUACUGCCAACAUAACAGACGUAAUUUAAGAUUAUAUAUUAGACUGUUUGUACGAGCUGUCCCGUACUCCCAACAUGUAAAAUAUAAUCUUAUCUAUAAGUAGACAUGUAUGAUAAAGGUAUUGUCUCAGUGAUGUCUCAGAUGUUUCCCGUCGCUAGCUGUUGUUUGCUGUUGCCUCAUAAUUGGGAGUACCGUGUGUGGGUGCCUUGUGACUGUCUCAAGUUCUUUAAAACUUCGCAGGUGGAGUUGGAAAAGCUGAAUGCCGCCACUGAUGAGAUCAAUAAGCUGGAGUUGGAGCUAGAUGAGUCUAUGAAAACCUUCCACCUGCUCCUGAACGAGACGUCCCGACGACUCCAGGGUCUGACCAAACGGCUUGGGACUUGCGUGGACAAGUCCAGGCCCUACCAUGAAGCCGUUGCUGCCGCCGCAACAGCGAGAACAGAGUGCCAGAAGGCUGCUGUGCAGUUUCAAAGAGCUAGUGAGCUCCACGCAGCAGCUAAAGAAACAGUGACACUAGCCGAGCAGCGUUUCGUGAGCAAGCAGGAUGAGUGGCAGUUUGACAGCAACUGGCAGGAGGUGCUCAACCACGCCAUCAUCAAGGUCAUGGACGCAGAGAAAAGGAAAGCAGAAAGUGGCCGCGAGCACCAAAAGAAAGCCGCUGCCUUCAUCACAGCCGAGAAAAAGGUGGCUCAGUUGGAAGAAAACUUGAAACGCAACAUCAUCAAAUCUCGCCUCUACUUCGAAGAGAAGAAACUAUGCGACGAGCAGCUCCAAACACAGAACAAGAAGAUUGAGAAGCUCCAACGCCUCAUAGCAGAUGCUAAAUUCAGGUACUCAAAAUCACUUAAGGCGUUGGAAGAGAUAUCCGAAGAAAUUCAUAGAAGAAGAGGCGAGUAUAUUGGAAAAGAAAUCCCUGUUGGUCCACGAGAGCCAGGAGUAGGCGCGGAAAGAGAUCCGAUACAUGAUGAAGUUAAACUUGAAGAAGAAAAUGAUGGAGUAGAAAAGGACGAGGAAUCUAGUCUCCAAGAGUUGAGAAUGCGUGUGAGAGAGCUAGCACUUAAACCUAUCGAUAGAACUGAUGUGGAAACAGAUGAAGCUUGGGCGUUAGAGCUUAAUGAAACAAUCAAUAAACUGGAUCAGCUACUAAUGAUGAAAGAAAAUAACCAACAGAAAAGAUCCAAAUUCACAGCCAGUUCUCCGAGGAAUGCUAGCGCUCCGUCCACAAGCACGAAUUCAGCUUUCAAAUACAGUCAACCACCAAGCGAUUCUUGGAAAAACGAGUCUAAUUUAACGCGCGUCAAAUCUAGAAGUCGCGAAGUCAUGUAUGAUCACAACCCUAUACCUAUAAGUAAGACGGAAAAAUCUAAAAGCAUGAUGUCUUUGGAUGUCUUGGCUUUAGCUCGAGAUACAAAUAUUAUGGACAGGGAGUCUUACUUAAAAGCGGUUAUUGAAGACAAGAGUCCAACUGGAACGUACACUGAAAGUAAUUCGGAUAGAAACGACAGUCCAGAUGAGAUCUUAAUGGUCGAAUGUGAUUCAAGCGAUUCGACGCAGAACCCAGUCAUAAGGAUGACCAGUUCUACCGUCACUGACAGCGAUAAUAGUUGAAUUAAAGGAAAUUUUAAGUCAAAUUAAUAUCUGGAAUGGUAAAAAAAAUCUAAAUGUUGCAUAUCUGUUUUCUAUACGUGUUAAUGUAGCAUGUUUUUCAUAGAUUUUGUAUUAUAUUUGCAGGUUAUGUUUAUGUGUUGUACAUUUUUAGAGUUUGAAUUUCAUUUGGAUACCUGCGAUGUUAUAAAAUGAAAUAAAAAUCGGAACAGUUCUAGUAAGUUUCACUUUAUAUGUAAUAUUAAUUUUGAAUUUCAUAAAAGGUAACUUUUACUAAUAUAAAAUAGGUACUAUAUAUGUCUAGCAGAGAGAGACAAACUUGAGUGUCAAUAUUGGAAAAAAAUUGGUGGCCAGUAAAAUAAAAUGUGUCUGUUAAUUGGACAAGUUAUUGUGCCCCCCGGAUACGUAUGUGAUUUAAUGCCGAGCUUUUCUUAUGUUUUACUAAAAUAUCUAAUAAUAUUUUUUAAGAUUGAUAUUAUAUUUAGUUUAUAUACUCGAAAAUAAUAUUUUGCUCACUAAGUUAAUUUUAGCUAAAAUCUAUGUGUAUUUAUAUCUACGUGUAUUUCGUCAAGUGACAACAAGAUCUCACUAAUUGCAUAAAAAUAAACAAAAUAUCCACCUUGUUUUGUUAUCAUUACGGUUCACUAUGGUUUUGAAUUUGUGGUAAUAAUUACUGAGUUUUGGUUGUCAUCUGACGAUUUUAAGAAGCCGUAGUACGAGAGAUUUAUUUUUCAGUCGAUGUCCUUUUGUUGUGUGUUGUAAUGUAAUUACUACUCUGUUCUUAGGUUGUUUAAAGUAUUCUUAGCUAAUGAGAUAUUCCUUGAUAGAGCCAUAUCAUUCCACCGAUUAGCUCACAAAUCUUAUGUAGUUGUAGUUUUCCACGUACACUUAAAAGUAACUAAACAGUUAAUUAAACCUACGGGGUUAUAGAAGUAAGGUAAUUCGAAAUACUUACGAAAGUCGAGCAAUUACGAAAAUGAACUAUAUUGAAAUUACUUGUCGAAACUAUUUGUAGGUUACCCGAAUUCACUUUAGUCCUACUUUUAUAACUUUUUUCCUACGGGUUGUGUUUUUUGUUUAAGUUCUUGAUUUUGAUAUUUAAUUAUUAAAAUAUCGAUGGGAACUAACGUAGUAUGUUGUACGAGUGAUGUUAAGAAGACUGCACUAUAAUGGUUGGUACUUACCUGAGGUUGUAGAAUUGAUAGUUAUUAUAAGGGGGUGUAUAUUUAUUACAUAAUAUUUUUUCUUUUGAUAACAAAUCUAUCUUCUUGAGAAUUACUUGAUUGUACAUUUUCUUGUACAGUCGCCAUCAGAUAUAUCCAAGCGGCCAAGGUGCUCAAAAAUAUCUGAACACGCACUCUUAACGUCUUGAAAAUAGAAGUGCGUUCAGAUAUUUGUGAGCUCCGUGGACGCACCGAUAUAUAUCUGAUGGCGACUGUACAUCUAAAUCGAAUGUUUCAUUUCAAUUAAAAAGCGGAAAUUUAUAUUUAUAAACGAAUAUAAGCACAUUACAUUGUGACGCCAUUUCUGUCAGUAGAAAAAAACGGCAAAUUUAAAAAAUGUAGGCGCAAGCUUAUCGUCCCAUAGAAAAUAUGUUUCGCGCCUUUUUCUACUGACAAAGUUGUUUGACAGACUAUAUUAACUUAAUUUACAGCAUCGGAACAAAAGGUUAAAUAAUGAUAAUGAUGAAGUUGAAAUCUUUCGAUAAAUUAAGAGCUCCAACUUUAUAUAAAAUCCCAACUUGUAUGUAUAAUACUUGUAUUAUGUACUAAAUAAACAGUAAUUGAAGGUUUACUAACAAUACUAAUCUAUUAGUAAGAUUGAUUUUGUGCAUUUAAAUGCCUUAUCACACUUGCGAUUUGCGUGCGAGUUGAAAGUCGCGGCACGCCCUCUCUUUCAACUCACUCGCGAAUCCCUAGUGCGAUAGGGCCCUAAUGAUCUUAAAACAUACAUAAUGAUGAAAAUAAAAAUAUGUAUGGAGUAUGAGAAUAUUAAAUGAAGUUGAGAAAACGAAGUCUCAGAUGAAUAAUGAUUUAUCGAAGAUAAUUGGACGAAUUUAUCUAAUUCUAUUUAUAAUUUUUCUACGCGAUUUUGCCAUAAACUUAAUCCAGUUAAAUAAAUUAUGAUGUAUUAUGGAACAUUGCACUUUUAAAUGUAAGUAAUGUGACUCAAUGUUAGAAUUAAAUUCACUCACGUCAUAGUAAAAUGCAAAAUCCGUAACUAAAUGUGCUCCUAAUGAAUAUGCUCACAUGAAUUUUCUAACAAUGUUCUAGGUAAUAUAUUUGAAAGCACUGAAAUAUCUUUAGAUUCACUUGCAAGAUAUUAAAGAUUAUAGAUUGUACGAAAUAAUAAAACAAACCACGUCGAGACAACUAAGUUAUUGAGCCGCUAUGUUUUGAACUCUUUUAAAAAAAAAAACUACUCGUAUUUGUACAGUCGCCAUCAGAUAUAUCAGAGCAGCCGAGGUGCAAAAAAAUUUCUAAACACGCACUCAAACUUCUUGACAAUAGAGGCGUGUUCAGAUGUUUGUGAGCGCUUUGGCCGCUCCGAUAUAUCUGAUGGUGACUGUAGUAUAGAGCCAAGCUUGGAGGAUUUAACAACUGGAGAUAAUUUUCUGUAUAAAACAGUCUGGCGAUUUUGGCGCGGGAAGUGCACGUCAAAUUUAUGUCCAUUUGUACGUUACGUGAGAUAAACGUCAGUCCAUACGAUACAUAUGACCAUAGGCCGAGGUUUUCGACAGAGGAGAAGCUCUUAAAGGCGACUGCGGUUGUUAAAUCCUCCAAGGCGCCAAACCAAUUUUGUAUGGCACUUGCAUUGACAAAGUGUGGCUUUACCAUCAUUAAUGUCAAAUAUGAUGUUUAAUAAUGACAUUACCCUACUUUGUUCUAUUAAAAACGGUACAACGGUGUUAACUUGGCCGUAAAAGGACUAGCUACCUAUGUGCACCCCAAUGAUUUUUAGAUAUAUUUUUAUGGAGAAGGCCUACUGGUUGGGCCUGGAUUAUUAAUCACUAACAAAUUCACAUCUACUAAAUGCCAUUGUACUUUAAAAAUAAACUUUAAAAAAAUCA